Messenger RNA from Fasciola hepatica (liver fluke), 249 nucleotides. Lineage: Eukaryota; Metazoa; Platyhelminthes; Trematoda; Plagiorchiida; Fasciolidae. The record is from the annotation of a GenBank genome assembly.
CUGGUGGCUUGGGCCAGUUCAAAAGCACUAGGAUGUGGCUACAAGAACUGUCUCAGCAAUCCCAGUUUCCUUUAUGGUAAUGCGAUAGUGUGCAAUUACGGCCCAGCAGGAAAUUAUAACGGUCAGCGUCCUUAUGAAAAAGAACAACAUCGUCAAUACCCACCUGAAGGACAAGCAACAACAACAACAGCAACCCCGACAUCGGGAGCAGAAACAACAGAUAACAAUACAACCAACAAGGGCAACUAA